Messenger RNA from Jaculus jaculus (lesser Egyptian jerboa), 1970 nucleotides. It is a transcript of the gene Yipf2, whose product is annotated as Yip1 domain family member 2. Lineage: Eukaryota; Metazoa; Chordata; Mammalia; Rodentia; Dipodidae. Gene Ontology annotation, molecular function: small GTPase binding. The record is from RefSeq and is a predicted model, not a curated record. Bases 118 to 1065 code for a protein of 315 amino acids. Gene Ontology annotation, biological process: vesicle-mediated transport. Gene Ontology annotation, cellular component: membrane; Golgi apparatus. The transcript has 10 exons.
ACCCGCGACGGAAGUUGCUGUCAGGCUCAAGCUCCGCGAGCGCUGACGCAAGGCAGGCUGCGCAGGCGCACUGACCACCAGCGCACCAGCUCAGGGCGGGAUGCGGUGACGCCCUGAAUGACCAUGGCAGCGGUGGACGAACUCGCCUUCCACGAAUUUGAGGAAGCCGCUAAUCUUCUAGUAGAGACCCCUCAUGCAGCCACCACCUGUAGAAGUGAUCAGCUGACCUCACAGGAUCACGUGGCUGUAACUGUAGGCUCCAGUGUUGGCUAUGGAGCAGAGGAAGUGGAAGAGGAGGGGGACAAGACAGCGCUUCUGCAGGAAGAAAAGCCACAGCCUGGAUUCUGGACCUUUGGCUAUUAUCAAAGCUUCUUUGAUGUGGACACCGCACAGGUCCUGGACCGAAUUAAAGGUUCUUUGUUGCCAUGGCCUGGCCACAACUUUGUACGACACCACCUGCGGAACCGGCCUGAUCUAUAUGGCCCCUUCUGGAUCUGUGCCACUCUGGCCUUUGUCCUGGCAGUAACUGGCAACCUGACUCUGGUGCUGGCACAGAGGCGAGAUCCCUCCAUCCACUACAGCCCUCAGUUCCAUAAAGUGACUGUGGCAGGUAUCACUAUCUACUGCUAUGCAUGGCUGGUUCCACUGGCACUGUGGGGCUUCCUGCGGUGGCGUCAGGGUGCACGUGAACGUAUAGGCCCUUACACCUUCCUGGAAACGGUGUGUGUCUAUGGCUACUCCCUCUUCGUCUUCAUACCCACUGUGGUCCUGUGGCUCAUCCCAGUGUCGUGGCUGCAGUGGCUCUUUGGGGCACUGGCUCUCACCCUUUCAGCAGCUGGGCUGGUGUUCACCCUGUGGCCUGUCGUCCGUGAGGACACGAGGCUGGUGGCCGCAGCACUCCUGUCUGCUGUAGUGCUGCUCCAUGCCCUCUUGGCUGUGGGCUGUAAGCUGUACUUCUUCCAACCGUUGCCCCUGGAGCGCGUGGUACCAUCAUUACAAGCUGCAUCUCUGCCUCCAAACAUCCUGCUCCCACCUACCCAGCCCCACCCCAUGGCCACCUCCUAAGAAAGCCAAAGCCUGCAGGCCAAACCUAACUGGAGGCUGCCUGGACCCUGUGGAGGAGAUCACUCUGCUUUUCCAGACUUUUCUUACAAAGCAAACACUUUUAUUUUCUAUGCAAAGGUGAUCCAGAGAAUUUAUAUAAAGGCAAGGGAGGGACAGCGGAGCAGGGAGCUUCACUGAGGGAUAGGACAGCCCAGUCCCCCAGCCUGCCUGCGGGCCCUCUGUUUCCCUGACAGGACUCAGUGGAGGCCAAGAGUGGUGCAGGAAAGCCCCAGCUGUUGCCAGGUGCGCCCACCAGUGUGGGCCCAGCCCAGGCUCUGGCUGCUGAGGGGGGUUCUAGGGUCUGAAGGAGAGGGGGAAAAAACUUCCUGUGCUGAACUUCGCUUCCUCAGUUGUUUGUUUUUCUUUUUUUCUCUUCUUUGUUUAGAGGGAGAGGUCCCUGCCACACCCCUUCCCAGAAAUGCCCAUCAUGGGAGGAGGUAGCAGAGGUCCAAGUUGUGGGAAACAGGCCUAUGUUAGCUACCAGGGAAAAAAAGACACCUUCCUUCCAGGACAGAUCCUUUAGGUUUGUCUGCCUCAGUGGCCCAGUAACCUUCCUUCCCUCCUGGCUGCCUGUUCAGCUUUUGGAGGAGGGGUGACCUGCAGGGGCUCAGGACAGAGCAGGGGGCGGGACCACGGACGGAGGCCUUCAGACAGCCCAGUGGGUUGUACAUUCAAGUGUGAGGUGAACCCUUUGAUGGGAGGGGACUGCACCCUUCCUGAAGGCUCAGCAGGGCUGUCCCCCACCACUGAGCCUCUGAGCCUGGGGACAGGGGCUGCUGGCUGGGCCCGGCCGGCCGGGUUUCUCAGAGGGUCUGUGGAUUGACACUGGUUCUUUUCGUAAAAAAAUAAAAUUAAAAAAAGCAGCA